AUGAAAAGAUUACAUAUAAGAAGAGAACCAAAUUAAACAAAUUCUAGUGUAUUUUUAGCAAUUUUUUAAGUGAAAGUCUUGCUAGAUAAAGAUAUCAAAACAUUGAUCCUGCUUUUUUUAGGAGAAACUUCUAUGUUUUGUGGUAAUAAAGUUUACAGUAGUCCUUCAGGACAUGAAAAAUUUAUAAAAGGAGAAACAUCACCUUGUGAAAUUUUAAAAUGUAAAAAUUAAGCAGAUCAAAAAGGUUUAAACUUUUUAGAGUAGAAUAAGUUAAAAUAAUACAUGAGAGCAUCAAAAAUAAACAGGAUUCCUAAAAUUAUUGAAAGAAAAAUCGGAUAAAAUCUCUAAAAAAUCAAGAAUUGAAUCUAGAUUUGCAAUUUUUUAAAAUUUAAUUGAAUAUAAAAUCAAAUUAAAAGAAGAAGCUAUAAUUAAAGGAAAUCGAGAAUUGAAAAUUUUGGUGCUGUCAAGUAAAUGUAUAAUAUCAGUGAUGAAUAUAUCUAAAAGAUAUAUGGAAAAAAAAGUCAACUCCAAUAAUUUAAAAAAACAUUGUCAAUGGACACUAAGUUAAAUUAAUCUAACAUUUAAAUCCAUAUUAAAAUUCAAAACAGCUACUUAUGAAAGUGAGACAAAAAAUAAAUAUGAUCCUCCAAUUUAAAUAUCAUCCAUUAAGCUUUAAAUUAAUUAAAAUUGA
Molecule: messenger RNA, 691 nt
Organism: Paramecium sonneborni
Lineage: Eukaryota; Ciliophora; Oligohymenophorea; Peniculida; Parameciidae
Source: the annotation of a GenBank genome assembly